AGCCACGGGCAACAGGGAGCGCAAACAGAUCGCCCGGGCCCUUCUAGGGCCGUACGUCCAUCUCUGCACUUUUAUUUUUUGCCACCCUCUCCGUUCUUUUUGAGGCGAUACAGUCAAAACCAGUCAGGAUGGAGAUUAGCAGGGAGAAGGCAGUCAGAAAAGCGGCGCCCGAGGGAAGAUGCGAACAAGACGGUGGAUUAGCAUCUCCUGACCGGGUGGCUAUGUCGGGUGAGGCGGCGAAGGCAGACCGACGCCAUCGCAGGGGCUCCAGAAGGGGACUGAGUGAAUACAAGAGAAACUUCAAAUGGAGAAGCCCAGAGUUUCGUAGCCCAUCCCAACAGCAGAAAUCCUUGUGGGCAGGACUUCGGUCGGAUCAGUUUGGAAUUGUGAGAGAGCCAAAAUUCAUUUCCAAGAGAAGAGUACCUUACCAUAAUCCACAGAUUUCGAAGUCCCUGGAAUGGACAGGGGAUUGUGAUUUGAGUGACCCGCUGGAAACUGAACCUGCAGAGUUGCACACGGACCAUGACAAUGAUAAUGGGAAUCAGGAAAAACUUGAAACACCAGAAGGAUCCAGACUCCCCCCAAAAGUUCAGUCACAUGUGGUAGAUUCUGGUGGUGAAAUAGCUCUUGCCCUUGCAGAGAACAUGCAGAAAUCACCCUCAGAAGCUCCACCAAAUCAAACCGAAGCAUUUUCAUCUCCAAAAAAGGAAUCAGAAAAAAUGGGUAAUGGGUUUCACAGAGCACUUCAGAGGAAAGCAGAUGUAAAUAUCCCCAGAAACUCUGAAUAUCAAAGCCAAUUUGUCUGGAAGAGUCCUCAUGAAAAGUCACCAAUACUUGCAGCUGAACAGCUAAUUUGCAACACAAAGAAAUCCAUACCUCCGGUUAAACCGCCUGCCAUUACUUCUGAAACUACAUAUGAGAGAAAUUCCAAGGGGUCUCCUCCUGUUAAGAGUCCACAAGAGAGAGGUGUUAAUGAAGAGAAAGAAAUUCUGGUGUGUUAACAAGUAAAUACUUCCUAGAAAGAAAAGCUUUAGUAGUAGUUCUUCAGUUUUGAUCU
Molecule: messenger RNA, 1057 nt
Organism: Lonchura striata (white-rumped munia)
Lineage: Eukaryota; Metazoa; Chordata; Aves; Passeriformes; Estrildidae
Source: RefSeq, a predicted model, not a curated record